Ricinus communis (castor bean) is the source of this 1288-nucleotide messenger RNA. RefSeq lists its product as uncharacterized. The transcript is spliced from 10 exons. Lineage: Eukaryota; Viridiplantae; Streptophyta; Magnoliopsida; Malpighiales; Euphorbiaceae. The record is from RefSeq and is a predicted model, not a curated record. The coding region runs from base 200 to 1153 and encodes 317 amino acids. Gene Ontology annotation, molecular function: metalloendopeptidase activity; ATP-dependent peptidase activity; ATP binding. Gene Ontology annotation, biological process: proteolysis.
UACUAUAUAUAACAAGAGUGUCGAGUCGAGUGGGCGUCUUCACAUUCUCAGCAAAUUCUAACAUUUCUUUAAGCCCACGUGUAUCAAACUCCUCCGCGCGCCAAACUCAAAUCUUAUCCGCUGCUGUUCUGUUGCCUGUUGCUGCUGCUUCAUUAUAUUAUCCCAAAAACUAAAUCACUCAAUCAUAUAACUCACUAAAAUGGUUAGUUUAAGUUUGAUGGCUUCUUCUUCUUCUCUCUCCAAUCCUGCUCUGCAUUACCAUCAUCAUAAAUUCCGAAUCAGAGCAUCUUCUGCUGCUCCUGGUGUUGAUCUCAACACCCUCCAAGCCGCUAUUGCUAAGAAAGACAGCAAUGCUGUGAAAGAAGCACUUGAUCAGCUAAGGGAAGAUGGUUGGGCUAAGAACUGGAGUUCUCAGCCGUAUGUCUCUCGUCGUACGACAUCUAUCCGUGAACUUACAACUCUUGGAAUAAAAAAUGCAGAAAAUCUGGCUAUUCCAAGUGUUCGAAAUGAUGCAGCUUUUCUUUUCACAGUAGUGGGAUCAACAGGUUUUUUGGGAGUUCUUGCUGGCCAGCUUCCUGGGGAUUGGGGCUUCUUCGUUCCAUAUUUGAUUGGCAGCAUUUCUUUAAUAGUCUUGGCAGUAGGGAGCAUCUCUCCUGGGCUUCUACAAGCUGCUAUCAGUAGCUUCUCAACAUUAUUUCCUGAUUAUCAAGAGAGGAUAGCUAGACAUGAAGCAGCUCAUUUUUUGAUUGCCUAUUUGCUUGGCCUUCCUAUACUGGAUUACUCACUAGAUAUUGGGAAAGAGCAUGUAAAUCUAAUUGAUGAAAAGCUGGAAAAAUUGAUAUACAGUGGGCAACUCGACUCCAAGGAACUAGACAGGUUGGCUGUUGUAGCAAUGGCUGGACUUGCUGCAGAAGGGCUUCAGUAUGACAAAGUGGUUGGUCAAUCUGCUGAUCUUUUCACCCUUCAGAGAUUUAUAAAUAGAAGCAGACCACAACUUAGCAAAGAUCAGCAACAAAAUCUUACCAGAUGGGCUGUUCUGUUUGCUGGGUCUCUCAUUAAAAAUAACAAGCUACUUCACGAAGCCCUAAUGAAAGCAAUGACAAACAAGGCAACUGUACUAGAAUGCAUCGAAGCUAUUGAGAAAGCUGCAUAAUUCUACAGGCAGAAGAGUUUACUUUUCCUAUAUUCCUGCCUGUAUGAAUUCUUAUUUUUUAAUUUCACAUUCAGAAAAUUAUAUGAUUUAAUGGUAUCAUAGUCCACCUUGGCCAUAUACCAUUCAUUCUGUGAA